UUUAACGCUAUUUAAAAUAAAACUUAGUGACCUUCUUAUCGUAAUUUUGGGAUAAGAGACGGAAAGGCAUGACACCCUUAAAAAUAAUUAAUUCUAAAAUGCUUGAUAUUUCACAGACAAUUAUUAUCCUGGGCUUUGCACUGUGUGUGUUGGGCGAUGGACAUCACGCGACAUCUGAGCAGUACAUAAAAAUAAACCAUAAGGAACACCAUGGCCAUCACGGUGAACUCUCACAUAUUGGCUCUCACAAGCCUGAGCAUCAUGACGAAUACGCGUGGUCGUAUCCAUCAUACGAGUUCUCAUACAGUGUGGACGAUCCCCAUACGCAUGACAAGAAAGGUCAGAAGGAGUCGCGGGACGGCGACGAAGUCAAGGGCGAGUACUGGCUGAUCCAACCCGACGGUCGUAAGCGAACCGUCUCAUACCACGUGGACAAACAUAGCGGAUUCAAUGCUAUCGUCCACUACUCGGAUGGUCACCACGACAUAUAUGAACAUUAUGGACACGGUAAGGAAGAACACAAAGAUGAUGACAAAAGUGACAGUGAAGAAAAAGAAGAACACAAAGAAGAGAAAAAGAAGGAAUCUAGCGAAGAAUCCAGUGAGGAAUCUAGCGAGGAAUCCGGUGAAGAAGAGGACGGAAAAGGCGCUGCAGAGAGCCGUGGCCGACCUAACGGAGCCAUCAAAUGGGGCUACGGCCCGAGCUAUGCUCCUAAAAUCCACAGAGAAUACCGCGUACAUGAACAUGACCACGAUGACAAACACGCCAACUACGGCGGCAUACACAUUGUGAGGAAUUUGGGGACGUACCGUCAUGGUCACCGUGACAGCAGGAGACAUGGUGGGGACUGGAAGAGAGACGAGAGUCAUGAAGAGACUCUUCUGAGGGAGGAACGCCGCAAGUUCGAUGAGCGCCGUGGAUACAAAACCCACAGCACUCCCUACUACGGACAUGCUUCCCGCAUCAACCCACGCUUCCAGCCUCAACUCCAACGUACUUAAACUAAGUUACAAUUAAAAGUGAUAACCGAAGACUGAACACACGGCAUGUUAAACGGUUUUCUAUCGAAAAAUAUAAAUGUGAUAAGUAGAUAUUUACCUAAUUAUAUAGAAUCUGUUGGCAAUUGCGAACCUAAAUAAAUUUGGUGAGCGCAUACAUCCGUUUUUUUUUCAUUUGUUUUAAAGUUAAAAUAAAAAAAUAGA
Molecule: messenger RNA, 1202 nt
Organism: Trichoplusia ni (cabbage looper)
Lineage: Eukaryota; Metazoa; Arthropoda; Insecta; Lepidoptera; Noctuidae
Gene: CPR81
Product: sarcoplasmic reticulum histidine-rich calcium-binding protein-like
Exons: 3
Coding region: 69-1001 (310 amino acids)
Cellular component (GO): extracellular matrix
Source: RefSeq, a predicted model, not a curated record